AUGGCAAGCACUGCAAAAAAUCCGCGAGCCAUCGAAGCCGCAAAAUCACUCCAUCACGUCCCGUGGUGCGAAGACUACGAACGAAUGAUCUCCGGCAUGGCCUAUAGUCAGUUCGCACCUGAAUUGAGCGAUGGUAGGCUUCGAGCACGGCGGCUGGCCAAGAAGUACAGCGACUACUUCCCAGACGACGCAACUUCGCAAAGCCUGGCCGAGGACCGUCAAAAAAUGCUCGAGGUGGCCUUUGGCAAGAUUGGGCCGAACGCGACAGUAGAGGGGCCCUACGCGGUGGACUACGGCAGCAACAUUUCAAUUGGGGCCGAUUUCUACGCAAACUUCAAUCUGGUCAUCUUGGACUGCGGCCUCGUCACAAUUGGCGAUCGAGUCUUCCUUGGUCCAUCUGUGGCCAUCUUCUCGGCAACGCAUGAGACAGACGUGCAGUCGCGACGGGAUGGGAUAGACUUUUCCAGAGAGGUGACGAUUGGGAACGACUGCUGGAUCGGUGGGGGGACCAUCAUACUUCCCGGCGUCACGAUCGGAGACGGGUGUACUGUCGGGUGCGGCAGUGUAGUGACCAGAGACAUUCCACCCUUCAGUGUGGCCGUCGGAUCACCGGCGAGAGUCAUAAAAACGGUUGCGCAUGUAGAAGAGCUCAAAAGGGGAGUAUCGAUAUUCCAGAACCGACAUGUGGACGGCGAUACUAGUUUCGGGGCGCUUGAUCAGGCACGAACAAGGACGCUUGACAGUGUGCAGAGUGAGGCUGGGGAAAAAGAACCAUCGAGGAUCAUAUAA
Exophiala spinifera is the source of this 789-nucleotide messenger RNA. RefSeq lists its product as uncharacterized. Gene Ontology annotation, molecular function: acetyltransferase activity. Lineage: Eukaryota; Fungi; Ascomycota; Eurotiomycetes; Chaetothyriales; Herpotrichiellaceae. The transcript has 3 exons. The record is from RefSeq and is a predicted model, not a curated record. Bases 1 to 789 code for a protein of 262 amino acids.